UUUUACCUCAGUCACGAAACAACAGUGUCUGUCAAAGUGACAUCGUGACCUUUAUUUUGAAAACCCGUCACCGGAAACACUAUCGUAAACGCUCCGGUUACCUUGACACCGAUCUCUGCUGGAGCAGCGGAGCGGCAGCGCGGAGGGGCCCCGGUCGUUUUCCAAUGCUGGUGAGCCGGGAAGCAGGAACCGCGGGCGGCGGAGAGGCGGCUGCCGGGCCGCCGGGUCCGCCGAGCCAGGCACACCGGGAGGAGGAGGAGGAGAAGGAGGAGGAGGAGGAGACGCCUCCCGGCCGCGCAGGGUGUCGUCUCACCGGCCUGGUCAACUGGAGGCAGAGACCGUGCAGGACUUCAGCCCUGUUUGCUGCAGCCAACACGGUGUUCUGGUUUGUGGCCUUCGGUUCUUUCAGAGCCUACAGCCUCCUGGCCGUCCUGCUGGCUGUGCUGGUCAUCACAGUGAUGGUCAGAGACUUCGCUCGGUCCAGAUACACAGGAGCUCACUUAUGGCGUAGCAUGACUGCAAGCUGGGAGAUCAUUGACUCAGGCCAGGAUAGCCGGUCUGGGACUGGACCUCAGUUCAGCGACUCCCUCAAACUUUUCCUCCAGGAGACAUCGGCUUUCAAACAGCAAAACCCAGGCAAGUUUUGCUUGCUGGUUUGCAGUUUGUGCACCUUCUUUGCUGUCUUAGGACGCUACAUUCCAGGGAUUGUCAUCUCAUAUAUUCUAGUGUUGGGCAUUUUCCUGUGGCCUCUGAUUUCAUUUCAUGAGGUUGGUUUGUGGCUGGAGCCAGUUCUGCAGAAGCUGGACUUUGGCAUUGGGCAGUUCCUUCAGAAAAUCAAAGAGAAUCAUGAGAAGAGAAUCAUGCAGGCUCAGACCGAGAAGGAGGGCAUCGAAUCAGACCUCUCCUCCAUGUUUCCCAAGCUCGACUCUGCAGUGUGUAAGGAAAUGUCUGUAUCGGACACAGAGGUGUCUGAUGUGACGUGGACGGACAACGGUACUUUCAACUUGUCAGAAGGACACACACCACAGACUGAAAACUCAGAGGACCUCGACAGAGAAGAAGUGUUCACUGGUGGCCUUCCAGAAUUCCCUUCACUUGACAACGGCACGACGACCAAUGGUGACGAUGACGAUGACCUCAGCCUGGGCCUUCCCUUUUCGCCAACUCAUCCCCAGCAGUCAAUCAAAUCCAAGCAAACACUUCUUUCUCACAAAGACCAACCGACCGACAAAGCCCUCGAAUUGGUCAAUCAGAUUGCGGGAGACUUCAUCACUGCCGCGGUCACAGCUGCCAUCCAGGAGAGGAUAGAAGCAGCAGUUGGAUUCACAGCGCCGAGUAACAUCCCGGAGCGGCCAAGACUCCCAGAAUCCACCAGGCUGCUGGAGCUGGCCGAGGAGUCGGACAGCGAGGUGGAGGACUUUGAGCUGCUGGACCAGUCGGAGCUGGAGCAACUGGAGGGGGAGCUGGGGCUAGGAGAGGAGAAGGCCCAGGCCAAAGAGGAGGCACAGGCCAAGAGCGACAAGUCAGCCUCAACUGGAUUCUUCACCAAACUCCUGAGACGCCACUGAUUGAUGAAAAGUUCGGUCGGCAUGGGAGAAGAAGGGGUUAUAGAGGACAUGUGGAGAGGAGAUGGGGGUGUUGUGGUUACAGGGGACUGUUCAGAACUGUGAGAAAAUGUUUCCAUUUACCUUUUUCCUGUAGUGCUAACAUCAUUUCAAAACUGAUCAGUCAGUGAAAUGUGAAGGUGGAAGUGAUGUCGCUAUUCAGAAUCAUCCCAGCCUAAUGCCGAGAUCAGACUACACAAUAUCAGCCUGCUAAUGGCCUGACCUGAUGAAUGAAAAUAAGCUUUGAGAGCUGAGAGUCUUAUAUUAAAAUGUUAGGUUGGUUCAAGUCUGGAAUUGAUUUAGAGAUAAAUCCAGAUAACAGGUCAGUUCCAGGGCUGAGCUUUGCGGAUGUGCGUCAAGUUUGCAAAACUGGAAACGUGCAAGACGAAGACUGUCCGCACAUUUUGCAAGGUUCUUAAAUUUUUUUUAGAUUUCUUAGUUUUUUGGUGCACAAAAAAAUGUUAAUUGUGUGUUAACAUGUGGCUAAUGUCUCUGCCACCUUACUGGUUACCUACUUUAUGUACAUCACAGAAGUUGACGAUGAACAAUUUAUGACUCUACGAUAACCUAAUCUGACAGUGACAAAAUUAUUGUGUAGUCUGAUCUUGGCAUGAAAGGUGGUUGUUUGGUUGAAGGCUAAAAUCCUGCUUGUGGUUUUAAUCAAUUGCUGUGGUUACUUUUGUCUUUUUAAAGCAACUUUUAUCAUAUUUGGUCACAUCAGUUUAGUAUCUAAAGUAAAAGUAAAAUAGGCUUAAAGUAACAUGAUAACAAUAAAUGUGCUCUGAAACUCCCUCUGAACUGGAGGGAGGGAAAACUGAAAUUUGACAAUCUCUGAAGUAAGACAAAAACAAAACCAGUGUAACUGCAGCAAAAUGUAUAUGAGGUGAUAUUUUGGGAAAAGCAAGUGGAAAGACUUUCUGUUAUAUAUUAUUAUAUUAUUACAACUGACUGGCUUUAAUUCCAGCUCACAACACACCUAACAUUCACUCCAAUGCUGAAUUGAUUAAUCGAACUACAUUACCCAGAAUUCCACAAAAAUCAACCUAAAUGACAAUCACUGGGCAGUCAAAUCAUCUUUAAUGCUAAAUACUGCUACUGGUUGGAUAGUUGACAAAUUAGAAGUAGGAAACUUUUAUUUUAUAUUAUUUUUUAAUUAUUUUCUUUUUAAAUUUUAUAUGUAAGUUUUUUUUUUUCCAUGACACACAUCUGUAGUUGAGAGACUUUUAUUUCAUUACAACAUGCAGCAGGUUUCUAAAUACUAUGCAUGGAAAUCUCUUUUUGAGACAUAAAUAUAUUUAAACAUAAACAUUUUACUUCCAGGGCUUUUUCACAUUUCAUUGUGGAUUAGUGGUGCAGAGUCUUCAGUGAGCUCAGAGAAGAAUUACUUUGCAUUCACAUGAUCCUCUAACCAGUGAAAAGUUAGAAGAUGAAUUUACAAACCAAAUUUUGAUUUUGAUAUGUCAAAUGUGACUAUGGUCAUUGUUGUUGAAAUCUAAAACAUUUACCAGGCUCACAGUUUGCUGAGUGGUUUGGCCUCUAGCUGAGUACUGUAUCCUAACAAAAAUGUAAACAUCAGUUACUCGUGUACUGGCUUCUUCACUCAGUGAUAACGGCCUGUUUAAAGCUGCAUUUAGCAACUAGACUUAUAUUUGCACUGUGCCCGGUAUCACCUGGUUUCAGCCCUUUAUCUGUUCGCUUCUCUCCUCCUCUCUGUGCUCACGCAGUAUUUUAAUACAGCCGGAUUCUGAAACUGAAACUGUUUGCAGUUGCGUGUUUUUCUGUUUCUGUUGUCAGACAGCAGAACAAAUAUGGAAUAGUGACUGAAAACGAAGCCCACCCAGGAGUCACUGCCAAGCCAUUUCCAAGCUGUGACACCAUUUGAUAAAUCACCAGACUCAUAAGUUAAAGUCGAUGGCCGUGCUGUGAUUUCAGCUUUAUUUACAUGUAAAAUGAAACGACAGAAUAUCUUUCUUAUUUUGUCCCUUACACAGCCUUGGCCAGCCAACCAUGAUGUCAUGACUCAGUCACGCAGCAUUCGGCCGACCAAUGGCGUAACGUCUUCAAUUAGUCAGUAUAAGACAGGCCCUUCUGUUGUGAGCACUAAGCCUUGUGGUUUUACCAGCUACUUCCAGGCCAUAACAUACCUGAACACCUUGACUGCAACAGAUCCAACCCUUGCACUUGAAUAGCUUAACUCAUGUUUCCUGGGGUUAUUAAGUUAUGCAAGAUUUAAUUUACCAACUCAACAAUGUGUGGUAUAUCUGCCCUCUUAACAUUCAGACCAAAAAACAGAACUGUGCUGAAUAAAAACAAGGCCACAAGGUGGCUAAAUCUGACUGACUGAGGACAGAGAGAGACAAUCCAAAAACAGUCUAAACUACAAACUGACAUGACACAACCAUACUUCCAAAUUAGACCCAAUCCUAAAUGUAGACAGCCUUAACAAACCCAGACAGAGAGAGAACAAGCAGUGUCACUGUCCGUCAGUUAACGAGCUACAAUGGUCAAAAUCAACACAUCAUACGUCAUUCUUCCUGCAUUUAACGGCUCACACUCUCCCUCUGCCUUUAAGAACAUAUUUUCUCCCAUGAAGAUGACGCACCAUGUGGUCAAGACUGAUUUAUAUUCUGCAUGAAUCCUCUUGGUUAUUAGACAAGACAAGUAGUAAUAGAACAAGAUUCUAUCUGAUCUGAUUAGACUAAAUCUGGCUCUGUUAAGUCUCGGCUACUCUGAGCCAAGUGAACCUCUGAAGGCCUCUGCUCCUCCCGUCACAGCAUGAUCUGAAAUUACAUUCAGGAUAAAGUAAAAUGUAUUUUUAGAGCACUGGAAGUAAAAUGUUGUGAGAUGGCGUAUUUCCGUUUGCACCUUAAUUAUUAUAGAACAAUGCAAGUCUGCUGUGUCAACCAUCACUCGUGGGUUCACUGAAUGAAGAAGAAUGACUGAACUGUUUCUUUAACAUGCCUUGUACAUUAAGAGACAUUGUUUUUAUAAUAAAGACACACAGCAAUGUUUAAUGUAUCCUCUUGAAUUAAUCAUGUAAUGCCUUGUGCUAGCUUAACUGUAAAGAUGAAUAGAAGUAUCUGUUUACCAGUGCCUAAGAGGACUUUGUAGUGGCUGCAAUUCAUUUUUAGCUCACAUGUAACGACUGUAUAAGACAAAGACAACUUCUGAGUAACAGCUGAGGCAGGUUCAGACUUCACUAGGCUUCACUCUUUUUAAAACUUUAGUAAACUGAUGGAAAGCUUCAUUUUUUUCCAUUAACCUUCCAGUUGUAUCAAGGUGGUUUCCAUAUAGUUGCCUAAAAGUGUGAAAUUCUUUAAACCAGUUUCAGAAAGAGGUCGGUGGGUCAGAACCAAAAUGCAUUAACAAAAUGUACUUUUAUGUAAUUAAACUCAAGAAUGUCAAUAAAGUGUUGUAACGCA
This is a messenger RNA of Lates calcarifer (barramundi perch), 5026 nucleotides long. RefSeq names its product reticulophagy regulator 1 (gene retreg1). Gene Ontology annotation, biological process: negative regulation of neuron apoptotic process; reticulophagy. Gene Ontology annotation, cellular component: endoplasmic reticulum membrane. The record is from RefSeq and is a predicted model, not a curated record. The coding region runs from base 165 to 1568 and encodes 467 amino acids. The transcript has 9 exons. NCBI's taxonomy places the organism in Eukaryota, Metazoa, Chordata, Actinopteri, Centropomidae.